AUUCUCUGGUCUUCUUUAAACAAUUUUCGUUAUAGUGCAUACUGAGCGUGCAUACUGAGCGUAGACUUCAGGCUUUCCUGGAUAAGCAGUGUUCGUUUUCGCUGCUCUGAAAUUUGAGUAGUUAGCGAGAACCAUAUACAAACUGUAUGACUACAGACGUAAAAGAAAAAGAAGCAAGUUCAAGCGGCUUUGCUUCGCCUGUAACUAUUAGUUCUGAGGUUUCAACAGAUAAUACCGAGUCUGUUACUAAAGCUCGAUCAAAACGAAAUAAGUCGAGAAGAAAGAAGAACAAGAAAAAGGAAGAUGUUCAAAAAACUCAAUUGAAUGAACCUUGCGACACUGCAGAAGAAUUCGAUAGCACUGAACAAACAAAGGGUAUUGAAAAACUUAAGCGCCAGGCCUCUACUUUAUCAAGUAUAGUUCGUGAUAUUCGAUUACAACGGACGGAAGCAUACGAACAACUAGAGGAGCUUAAGGGAAAAUAUGCUGCUUUAGAAACAAGAGUUGAGAGUUUAAUUAGCGAAAAAGAACAUGCCAAUGAUGAACUCCAAAAACUGAGGGAAGAGAACGCUUCGCUUCGAGAAAUGUUGGCAGAUGUCGGCAAUGAACUGGUAGCUGCUCGUGAUAUAAUUAAAGAGCAAGAGGCUCAUAAUCAGCUUAAGUCAAAUGACGAAGAUAAAACAGGGUCCUACCAAAUCUCCGAAAUUAUUGACCAAGAGCAAAUGACCCCGGUUCCAGUUUCGCAAAUUGACUUCCGUUCUCACUACCUUAGUCACAAGAAAUCUCAGAGUAGACAGAUCGAAGAGGAUGUUAUUGACCGUGAAUAUCUUCGCAAUAUUCUGUUACAAUACUUUGAAAAUAGGGAACGAAGAGAGCAAAUCUUACCUAUUGUUUCUGUCGCGCUUGGAUUUGACGAAAUUCAACAGCAAUUAUUUACGGAUUAUAUAAACUAAACUAUGGAGCAGUGUUGACACUGUAAUCAUCACAUUCACGACUUCAUCACUCUAUUCAUAAAAAACUAAAUUAGACAUAUCUAUGUUCCAUGGUACGGUUAAACAUCUUUCUUCCUGACUUGUGUUUACUUGACCGUGGUUGUAGCAGUGAUGACUACAACGGGAACUUUGGACGAAAUAACUUUACUGUUUCUCUUUCCAUUGUGAUGAGAGCCGGUCAAAAGUCCGAACAUCUUUGACAUUAGCCCUUUGAGCUUGCCAAACAUAGCAAAAUGAGGCUCAGCGUGAUGGAACGAGUACACAUAAUCGUUUCUACUAAGACGUCUGAUAGCCUCGUCACGGUCAAAUGGUUCGUGCACCUUUUCGCCGUAUUCUUUCAAUGCCGACUUCAGGUCAUCGUCUGACCAUUUGCUGUAACCUACAGCAACAUGUCGGAUUGCUUUGCUUGCUUCGUUGAAGAUGUUAUCACCCUUUUCAACCAAAGCACCAUAUAUGUUGCGAGCGUUUUGAACCAGAUGUUCCCUGUCUUGAGAGGGAUGCAGCUUACCAGUGUAAUGGCUCUUGUACUUCUUAAUCCAUGCGCUCAAAUCAUUUGAGCUCACCUUGUCGAAAUCGAUGUUCCAUGAUGAUAACGGUAACUUGUAGAGAUUACGGCGAACCAGUGCAAUUAAUUCAUCCUUAGUCGAUGGUUGCGGUACCGGGAUUCCACGAGCAUCCAAGAAGGAUUUUAACUUUGAGUCUUGCCAUUUUCCGAUUACAGUUUCGUCGGCAAAAUGCUUAACGCCAGAUUUCGCAUUUUCAACCAUAUCACCGGCUUUUUCCUUCGCCUGGCUAGUCGCUGAUCUCAUCUUAUCGGCGACUUUUUUACCAGCAUGUUCAGCGUUCUUUGAAGUUUUGUAUUCCAGACGCCGGAUGCGAGCAAGCAAACGAUCCUUUUCAGUAAGCUGAAUAGUUGGCACCCCAUGCAUAUCCAAAAAUUUCUUCAAGCGUGAGUAUGACCAAAAUCGUGAUAGAAAAUGAUUAAAUCCACUCAUUUCCUUCUCCACAAAAGCUUUUGUCGAAUGCACAUCUUCCUCCACUUCUUCGCGAGCAGCAGCGAAGGAGUCCUUUAGAGUUUGGCCAGGAUGCGUCAAGCCGUGCUUUACUUUCUUAACAAGAGACUCACGGGGCACCUCCUUUUUACCGAUGUGAACCUUGUGCUCGUCAAGCCAGUUUUUUAAAUCGGAGUCUGUCCAGGACUCAAAAACCCAGUCCUCAGCAUCACCAAAUUUUCCAGAUGCUUUCUUAUAAACGUCGUGGGCUUUUUCACGCAAUGCCGACGGGCUAAGUGCAUCUAGUUUAGAUGUUUCCUUCUUUGAAAGAGCACCAUGACGCUCAAGGAACUUCUUCAACUGGGAAUCGUUCCAGGAGUCAAAGAUAGAUUCCUUUCCUUCUUUGGUUUUGUCCGAGGCAUAGUCUUUUACUCGGUUUGCAGCAGACUUAGUGUCAUCUACAGCUUUGUUAACUUGCUUCUCGGCCUUGUGCAACCCUUUCUUUCCAUGAUAAACGGCGGAUGCUUCCUUCAUGUUAAGGUAAUCCUUCAAUUCCGAAGUCGACCAUUCCUCAUAAUUGGGCUUCAUUGCCUCCAUGUAUUCGCCCACUAAAUGGCGAAGAUCCUUCGCCGAUGAUUCAGGCUUGUACGGAACGGCAUGAGUGUCGAGCCAGUUUUUCAUUGUCGAGACAUCCCAACGCUUAUAAUGACGGUCAUCAACGAAGACAUAAUAAAGUAUGCCGAUCGCGGCGACUAUAAAUGUGAAAACAGCGAUUCUCAUUUUGCGCUGAUUUCUAACCAAUUGACUUCAAAUAAUCUUAACAACUAAAUUCAACUGAAUGUCAAACCAACUGAACGAUCAGAAAUGGUGUUAGAGCCGGAAGUAAUGCCGGAAUUAUUGUUAUAUGUCGAAGAAUAGUUAUGACGAAAUGCGUACGUUGCAAACGUUAGCAUGAGCACAUGAAGCCAAAAGUACAGAAUGUGUCAAGAGCUUGUAAAGCAUAAACACAUAGAAAUGAUGAUAUACAAAAGUAUGAUCCGCCACUCGAAUAAGACGCUCGACGUAUCGGAGACAGAUUGGUAUGACGAGAAAGGAAACUGUUUGCCAAAAGUAAAGAUUUGUUUUGCUGUAACACAGAUGUACGUUAGCGUUAACGGAAAGUGAAUAGGCCACCACAUAGUCAGGAAAACAUGUUGCUCACUCCUGUUUACUCUGGGGGAUAGCCUUGAGGAUAUUUUCGCGAAGCUCAGUUGCGGCGGCUGGAUCCUUAACCCUCACUGCGUAUAAUACAGAGUGGUUGUUUUCGAUGAGAAACAGACGUACAAAAUUUGUAGCUGCACCGCUCGACGCGGCGUCAAUUUUAACACUUUGCUCAGACAUCCCAUAAAACAAAGGAGCAUUCAAGAUAACACGGUGGACAGCAUCUGCACGCAUAAUUAGACGGCCAGCGGUGCUUGUACUCUCUUUGCCGGGGAUAUUAACUUUUAACAAACCUCUUCCCCGUUCUUUCCAAGCCUUCGACUCCGGGUCUAAGACAUAAAGACGAGCACGCACGGAGAAAAGUGUUUCUUCAUGUUCUUCGCCCGUGACUAAUUCUUCCUCUGUAAGAGGUUUUGCGACAGUAGCGGUAGCGGUAACCGACUCAGACUUUGUAUCGCUAAUCUCAUUCUUUUCAUCUGAAUUGGAGGAAGGCGAUGGUUUUUCAGAAGUGCUCAAGAGGUCUUCAAAUUUUCCAGGAGUCUUGGUAUCGUCUUCCGUUGGUUCCUUUUUGUUGUCUUCAGAAGACGCUUUUUCAUUUUCAAGGUACUUUUUUCCAAAUGUAGACUUCAUUUUUCCCAAGGUGCCAAAGGUACUUCCAAAUCCCGCAGUAGAAGUCUUCACAGAUGCAAAAGGUGAUUGUUGGUCAGAAGUGACACCUGCAAAAGGUGAGCUUGUAGAAGAAAACAUUGAGAAACCAGAGCUUUUGAAUGGUGUCUUAACGGGUUUUGUGGAUUUCUCAGAUGAGUCGGAAUCAGUUUUCUUGUCACCCUCAUUGUUUUUGUCCGUAACUGGCAAUUUCGUUACCGAAUCACCACUUGUCUUUUUUUCCGUCUGUUUGUUCAAAUCGGUGGAUUCUUUUGUCUGUUUUUCAUCGGAUUCGUUCGUUUUCUCGGUUGAUUCUUUCUCCGUUUUCUUCACUGAAGGUUGGACAAUAGCAUUUUGUUCCGUAAGCUCAUUAGCAUUUUCACCUUGUUGGUCAGAAACAGAAUUUUCCUUCGAUUUUUUUAUCGAAGACGCGUCAUCACCAGUACCUGAAAAUUUACGCUUUCGUUUGCAAGAUUCAUUAUUUGGUACCUCGGUUUGUUUACUCGUAGGCAACGAGUCUUCCUUUUUUUCCAGCUGAGUACUAUCUGACAUUGUACUCUGUAAAACAGGACACCACCUUUAGUUUUUUUAAUGCAAUUAUCAAACAAAAAUUGCUAUGCAAGUUUUGCGUUGACGUCUAAGGUUAGGUCAGAUCUUUCGCAUACCCGAAAUAAACUUUGUUGUCUUGACGACCAAACGCGACGCGUUAAAUUAAACGUUAAUUCAUAUCAAGUAAAUUUGGAUAAUAGAGAAUAUUUAUUAAAUCGUA
This is a messenger RNA of Schizosaccharomyces japonicus yFS275, 4598 nucleotides long. RefSeq names its product GRIP domain-containing protein. The coding region runs from base 147 to 953 and encodes 268 amino acids. The record is from RefSeq and is a predicted model, not a curated record. The transcript has a single exon. NCBI's taxonomy places the organism in Eukaryota, Fungi, Ascomycota, Schizosaccharomycetes, Schizosaccharomycetales, Schizosaccharomycetaceae.